CUAAUCGCUCGUUACCCUAUUCGUCUGGUUGCAUGUCGCCCAACUCGCGGCGAGUAUUUUGUCGACCUCUCCCCGCCCAUUGCUGGACGUAGGCACAGCAUGGAUCCCCACGAACAGCCGUGGUCAGAGCACGAGAGGGUAAACCUACUCGCCGAAGUCUUGCUCAAGGCAGGCACCAGUCCCUCGCGCGUGCUCUUUGGCGCCAUAAGAGACUCGGGCAUCCAGGUCAGGUGGAACGACCUGGUGCUGCCAAAUGGCCGCUCACUGGGCUCCUGUCACAGAGCCUUCGAUGACCUCGCCGCGCAGGUUCAACCGAGCGAGUAUAGACACCCUGUCCCACCGCCUACUGCUCCCAUCAUCUACCCUGGUAGUCGCGAGGUCCCACAGAAGCGCCCGCACCCCGAGUCGUACACACCGAUCCAGCCGCGACCGUCGCAACCCCCGUACAUGGGCAUAGUUAACCAACAUACGUACGGAGCGAACAUACCACCCGCGGGUGAACCGGCAAACAAGAAGAAGCGCGGCCGACCACCAAAGGCAGUGACGGAGAUGAGGAGACAAGAGGCACAGGCAAAGGGAGAGCCGUACCCCCCACCCCGGAAGUCGAGACCCUCCAUAACGUCAAGAGACCCGUCCCAGGCUUCGCCUGGAGGCCCGUUGUCCGCGCCUACUGGAGCAGCCACACCACAGGGUACACAGCCGCCCGAGCCAAACACAGAAUCUUCAUCGGGGAAGAAGAAGCAGAAGCCCGCACCACUUGAACUGGGUUCACCCCCUAACUUGUUCAGACCGGCUACGGAGAAUCCCAGCUCGGUAUUCUCGAACUUCACGCCCAACUCUGCUCCCUUCUCCUCCUCGCCCAAGAAAAGCAGCGACGCACACAUUCCCCACGUGCAGUAUGGAUCCCAGGGCCCUUCACCCCGCCAAAGUCUGGGCUCGGACGUAAGAAUGGAGGGAGUCGAAGACACCCAACCCCGAACAACAACACCGCAUUCGUUCAAAGACACCGUCGGCAUCUGAGCGUUCCUUUUGUCACAAAAGCAUUCACGGCGGUAUCUGAUUUGAGAGCGUUCCGACGACCUUUUCACGCAGUCAUGAUGACAUUCCCAUGAUACC
This is a messenger RNA of Paraphaeosphaeria sporulosa, 1116 nucleotides long. RefSeq lists its product as uncharacterized. Bases 100 to 1020 code for a protein of 306 amino acids. Lineage: Eukaryota; Fungi; Ascomycota; Dothideomycetes; Pleosporales; Didymosphaeriaceae. The record is from RefSeq and is a predicted model, not a curated record. The transcript is spliced from 4 exons.